Topomyia yanbarensis is the source of this 1879-nucleotide messenger RNA. RefSeq names its product maltase 2-like. The coding region runs from base 35 to 1864 and encodes 609 amino acids. NCBI's taxonomy places the organism in Eukaryota, Metazoa, Arthropoda, Insecta, Diptera, Culicidae. The transcript is spliced from 3 exons. Gene Ontology annotation, biological process: carbohydrate metabolic process. The record is from RefSeq and is a predicted model, not a curated record.
CGACCGUCAUUAUCAGUUCGCUAGGUGUCGUGCAAUGAUUACAGUUCAGGUGACCUGGUCGCUGCUGGCGAUCCUAUGCCUCACGGGCACACUUUCGGUCCACGAAAACGCUACGAAGGACUGGUGGGAAACGGCCGUAUUCUAUCAGAUCUAUCCGCGAUCGUUCUUCGAUACGGGUGACGACGGGACCGGUGAUGUAAAAGGAAUCACAGCCAAGCUGCAAUAUCUGAAAGAUACCGGCGUGGAGGCCACGUGGUUGAGUCCAAUUUUUUCAUCACCACAGGAAGAUUUUGGGUACGAUGUGAGUGAUUUCAUCUCGGUGGAUCCACUGUUUGGGACGAAUGCCGACUUGGAGGAAUUGUUUACGAAGGCUAAGUCGCUUGGUAUCAAAAUUAUUCUGGACUUUGUUCCAAAUCACUCCAGCAAUCAGCACGAGUGGUUCAUUAAGUCGGAGCAGAAAAUUGAUCCAUAUACGGACUACUAUGUGUGGCAUAAGGGUUUGACAAAUUCAACAGGAGGACGCCCAUUGGUUCCCAACAAUUGGCAAUCUGUGUUCUACGGUUCCGCUUGGGAGUGGAGUGGCCGCCGGGGAGAGUAUUAUCUUCACCAGUUUGCCAUUGGACAGCCGGAUUUGAACUUUCGGAACGAAGCAGUGAUCAAGGAAUUCGAUGAGAUUCUGCGCUUCUGGAUGGGAAAAGGUGCAUCAGGAUUCCGCAUUGAUGCGAUCAAUCAUAUGUUCGAGGUAGAAGAUUUGCGUAAUGAGCCGAUUAACGAUCCGGAAGAUCCCAAUAGCUAUGGUUAUACGCAUCACAUCUAUACGAAAGAUCUUCCGGAAACGUACGAAGUGAUUGCCCGUUGGCGUAAACUAAUCGAUGACUACGUGAAGGAGAAUGGAUUGGAGACAGUUAUAAUGAUGACGGAAGCGUAUGCAAAUUUAACAAUGACCAUGAAAUACUACGAAUCAGACGACGGGACCCAGCUGAGAGCUCAUUUCCCAUUUAAUUUUGCCAUGAUAGAAAAUUUGGAAGACAAAUCGAAGGCACCUGAUUUUAAAUUUGUCAUUGAUCGUUGGUUGGACAACAUGCCCCGUGGCAAAGUUGCCAACUGGGUGCUGGGUAACCAUGAUAAACCUCGUAUAGCCAGCCGUUACGGGCGGGAACGUAUCGAUGGGAUGGCCUUGCUUCUGAUGACCUUACCAGGAGUUGCGGUAGUCUACAAUGGAGAAGAGAUUGGUAUGGAAGAUUUCCGCGACAUGUCCUACGAAGAUAGCAAAGAUCCUCAAGGAUGCAACCUUGGACCGGAAAGAUAUAAAUUGGCAUCCAGAGACCCUCAGCGGACACCAUUCCAAUGGGAUGACACAUUCAAUGCUGGGUUUUCGAAAGCCGUCAAAACUUGGCUUCCGAUGCAUCCUCUGUACAGACGGACCAACCUUCUUAAGCAACAGGAAGCAGAUUACAGUACCUACAAAUUCUAUGUGGAUGUUCUGAAGCUUCGGAAAGACCGACUCUUCACUCACGGCGAGUUCAGUUCUCGUGCGUUCAACGACGACGUGUUCGGAUUAGUUCGGUAUAUUCGUGAGAACGAGGAUCGUGCUUUUGAUCCGUACAACAUUGUGCUGAUCAAUUUCUCUGGUCAAACGCAUGAAGUAGACGUGAAAGAUCUGUACCGAUUUUCGGAUGAAAGGGCCAUGGUUAAACUCGUUGGGAAGGAAUCUCGUCACCUAGUUGGGGAUACUGUUAACACGACGGUGGUGUUCUUGGGACCAUAUGAGGCCAUGGUGCUAGGUGAAAUUAGCGCUGCAGCGGGACUGCAAGUGUCAUUUUAUUUGUUGAUUAUUGCAGUUUUGAAAUAUUUUUACAUAUAGUUACAUAUUAACGUU